Suillus plorans is the source of this 1328-nucleotide messenger RNA. Its product is annotated as NADP-dependent oxidoreductase domain-containing protein. NCBI's taxonomy places the organism in Eukaryota, Fungi, Basidiomycota, Agaricomycetes, Boletales, Suillaceae. The record is from RefSeq and is a predicted model, not a curated record. The transcript has 9 exons. Bases 94 to 1065 code for a protein of 323 amino acids.
GAUGUAUGAAACUAACAAAGUCUGGCACAAGGCUAGUACUUUGUUGAAACUAUCAUCAUCAACUCAGUUAGUUCUAACGUUUCUAUUUCCAAUAUGUCGACUCGCAUACCUCUUCUUUUUGGGACGAUGACCAUGGGGUUCGAGGGCACGAACGGAGUGCGGACGUCCAGCGAGAAGGACUGUCAAGAAAUCCUAGACAUCUUCUUCAGUCACGGCCACACUGAAUUGGACACAGCACGCGUAUAUGCCGAAGGCACCACUGAACAGGUCUUGGCCAAGCUCAAUUUGAAGAAUGCGACGAUCGACACCAAAGUGUACCCUGUCACUCCGGGAGAUCACAGCCCGCAUGCGUUGCGGUCUAUUUUCCUCACGUCCCUCCAAUCUCUGAAGCGCGACAAAGUCCGGGUCUUGUAUUUGCAUGCUCCUGAUCGCAGCGUUCCAUUUGAAGACACCGUACGAGAGAUCAACAAGCUCUAUACUGAGGGUCGUUUCGAGAUAUUUGGUCUGAGCAACUUUGCAGCUUGGGAGGUUGCAGAAGUUGUCGGAAUCUGCAAAGCGAAUGGUUAUGUGCUGCCAAAGAUCUACCAGGUGAUGUACAAUGCGAUCACCCGGGAGAUGGAGCCUGAGCUCCUUCCUUGCUGCCGAAAGUAUGGCUUGCGGCUGGUCAGUUACAACCCAUUAGCCGGCGGUCUUUUUGCAGGCAAGGUGCUUUCCACUGAGGAGGUAGCUCCCGAGGGUGGCCGCUUUGACCCGAAGUCGAAGAUGGGCCAGAUGUACCGAGCACGGUACCUUAGGGAAGGGUACUUCAAGGCUCUUGAACUCGUGAAAGCCGCUGCCGAUGGACAUGGUCUUCGUCUUACAGAGGUUGCCCUUCGUUGGUGUCAACACCAUUCUCUACUGACGCCGGAAGACGGUAUCAUCCUGGGCGCUAGCAGUGCAGCGCAACUAGAGCAAAAUUGUGUUGACUCGGCGAAAGGGCCUCUCCCACAGGAUGUUGUUGAUGCGCUUGACGAGGCUUGCAGGCUUGUGAAGGCACACGGAAGCACCCCGUUAUACUGGCGUUGAGGGCUCUUUUCGUUGAGGCAUAGUCAAGAGUGUGGUAAACCUAGUGACAAUUGAAUUUACUGUCAUGAUAAUGAAUUCCAACGAACGCUGCCACAGCGUCAACUAGUAUGACAAUCGAGUACUGUGUACUUUAUCGACAUACGCACAAUAUCCUAGAACACAAAAGAAAUUAGGUCGAGCGUUUAUGGUUGAAGGAAGGCUGGAUAGAUGCGAGCUGGAAUCUUCAUAGUCUCUUGGGAAGACAAUAUGUCGUCUCUAAACGC